Messenger RNA from Thyridium curvatum, 2222 nucleotides. RefSeq lists its product as uncharacterized. The transcript is spliced from 4 exons. Lineage: Eukaryota; Fungi; Ascomycota; Sordariomycetes; Thyridiales; Thyridiaceae. The annotation marks the transcript as partial. Gene Ontology annotation, molecular function: oxidoreductase activity. The record is from RefSeq and is a predicted model, not a curated record.
CUGCCAAGAUGGCCCAGGUCGGCUUCACGGAAACCCUCGCUAAGGAGGGUAUCAAGUACAACAUUCUCUGCAACGUCAUUGCUCCCAUGGCUGCCAGCCGCAUGACCGAGACCAUUCUGCCCCCAGACAUGCUUGACCUGAUGAAGCCCGAGUGGGUGGUCCCUGUCGUGGCGGUUCUGGCUCACAAGAGCAACGAGGAUGUCACUGGCGCCAUCUUUGAUGUCGGCGGUGGCCAUGCUGCCCAGAUCCGGUGGCAGCGGGCCAAUGGCCAGCUUCUCAAGUGCGACGAGACUUACACGCCUGGCGCAGUUCUCAAGAAGUGGGACCAGAUUGUCGACUUCUCCAAGCCCCAGUACCCCAGCGGCCCCAACGACUUCCUGGCACUGCUCGAGGAGUCGACCAAGAUGGGCCCCAACGAGAAGGGUCCCGAGCCCGACUUCAAGGGCCGGGUUGCCCUGGUCACUGGCGGAGGUGCCGGUAUUGGCCGAGCCUACUGCUUGGCCUUUGCCAAGUACGGCGCCUCGGUCGUUGUCAACGAUCUCGUGAACCCCGAUGAUGUUGUCAACGAGAUCAAGAAGGCUGGAGGCAAGGCCGCUGGUGUCAAGGCUUCCGCUGAGGACGGCGAUACCGUUGUCAAGGCUGCGAUUGACGCUUUCGGCCGGAUCGAUAUCAUUGUCAACAACGCCGGCAUCCUGCGAGACAAGGCCUUCAACAACAUGGACGAUAACCUCUGGGACCCCGUCCUGAACGUGCACGCCCGCGGUACCUACAAGGUCACCAAGGCCGCCUGGCCUCACUUCCUCAAGCAGAAGUAUGGCCGUAUCAUCAACACCACCUCCACCAGCGGUAUCUACGGUAACUUCGGCCAAGCCAACUACGCCGCUGCUAAAUCCGCCAUUAUUGGCUUCACCAAGUCUCUUGCGUGGGAAGGACAAAAGUACAACAUCUAUGCCAACGUCAUUGCUCCCAACGCCGGCACUGCCAUGACCCGGACUAUCCUGCCCGAAGAGCUGGUUCAGGCCUUCAAGCCCGAGUACAUUGCUCCCGUUGUCCUCGCGCUGAGCGCUGAGAAGGGUCCCAAGGAUCCCACCGGACGCAUCUACGAGGUUGGCAGUGGCUGGAUCGGACACACUAGGUGGCAGCGCACUGGUGGCCACGGCUUCCCCGUUGAUGUGCCUCUGACCCCUGAGGAGGUCCGCAAGCACUGGAAGGAGAUUGCCAACUUCGACGAUGGCCGUGCCGACUAUCCCACCAAGACCAACGACAGUGUCGAGAGGAUCAUGGCCAACAUUGAGAACAAGGCCGGCUCUGCCAAGAAGAGUGAUUCGUCUUCCGGCAGCAAAUACCUUGAGGCCAUCCAGGCCGCCCUGAAGGCCAAGUCCAACGGAACCGACUUCAAGUACACCGACCGUGACUCGAUGCUCUACAACCUGGGCAUCGGCGCAAAGAGGACCGACCUCAAGUACAUCUUUGAGGGUGCAGAGGACUUCCAGGUCAUCCCGACCUAUGGUGUCAUCCCGCCUUUCGACGCUGAGAUGCCGUUCUCCUUUGACGACAUCGUGCCCAACUUCAGCCCCAUGAUGCUCCUGCACGGCGAGCAGUACCUCGAGGUCAAGAAGUACCCCGUCCCGACCGCCGCCAACCUCAAGAACUACGGCAAGCUCAUCGAGGUCGUCGACAAGGGCCGCGCCGCCGUCGUCCGCUAUGGCGUCUCGACCGUCAACGCCGAAACGGGCGAGGAGGUCUUCUACAACGAGUCGGUCGUCUUCCUGCGCGGCUGCGGCGGCUUCGGCGGCGACAAGAAGGGCAGCGAGCGCGGCGCCGCCACGGCCGCCAACCCGCCGCCCAAGCGCGCGCCGGACGUCGUCGUCGAGGAGAAGACGACCGAGGAGCAGGCCGCGCUGUACCGCCUGAGCGGCGACUACAACCCCCUGCACGUCGACCCCAGCUUCGCCAAGAUGGGCGGCUUCAAGGUGCCCAUCCUGCACGGCCUGUGCUCCUUCGGCAUCGCCGGCAAGGCCGUCUACGAGCGCUUCGGCGCCUUCAAGAACAUCAAGGUGCGCUUCGCCGGCGUCGUCCUGCCGGGCCAGACCCUCGUCACCGAGAUGUGGAAGGAGGGCGGCCGCGUCGUCUUCCAGGUCAAGGUCAAGGAGACGGGCAAGCUGGCCAUCGGCGGCGCCGCGGCCGAGCUCGUCAACCCGGACGGCAAGGGCAAGUUGUAA